Molecule: messenger RNA, 3934 nt
Organism: Penicilliopsis zonata CBS 506.65
Lineage: Eukaryota; Fungi; Ascomycota; Eurotiomycetes; Eurotiales; Aspergillaceae
Exons: 2
Coding region: 69-3710 (1213 amino acids)
Biological process (GO): maturation of SSU-rRNA from tricistronic rRNA transcript (SSU-rRNA, 5.8S rRNA, LSU-rRNA)
Cellular component (GO): intracellular anatomical structure; nucleolus
Molecular function (GO): ATP binding; RNA binding
Source: RefSeq, a predicted model, not a curated record
GAUUGCUCGUUAUAUACUCAAUUUGGGGCGAGAUACUCGGCUAGGAGCAUAUCUGUAGCUCUUACACUAUGCCGACCUUUACUCCGCGCCAGCGGAAGCAGAAACACAGGCAGAGGGAGAACACGAAUGCAUCAGUAGACACGAACGUCACCGAGCUGCUCCCCGUCUCCAAGACUGAAAAGGAAGAGAAGCGGCGAAAGCUGAAAGAAAAGAUCAAAUCUCAACACAGCAAGAUCUCCGCCAAGAAGCAGAAGCGUUUAGAUAAAUAUAUUGAAAACAAACUGAAGAAAGAUGAAAACCUCGAACUGCUGAAGAAGCUUGCGGCUGCAAGGGUCGAUACAUCCGGUCUUCGCAGCGCUAGGGAAUUGGGUCAGGGAACCAAAGCCGAUUUGCGAUCGAGUACUCGCGACUCCAUUCAGACCGAAGCGACCGCGAAUGCAGCCAGUCUAGACAACCAGUUAUCCGGAGACGAGACCGAUGAGGAUGACCUUAAACUGAAGAGUGCUCCAGAUGGAUCUUUGCCUGAUCCGGUGGUCAAACAAUCCAACGCUAUCGCCGCAACUCCGGGAGUUGGAAGUGGUCUGAAACGGCCGCUUGAGCUUGGUGCAGAUGGGCGUCCUAUCAUCAAGAAGCGAAAACGCGCUCCGAAAACCAAACCAGUCAAACCAGUCGAGGAACUACCAUGGGAUGGCUUCGAUUCGGAGGAUGAUGCAGAUGAAGAACCCCCGGCCAAGAAACUCUCGAAUAAACGCGAAGUCGAGGCCGAGGAUGAAAGUGCUAAAGAUGGAGAAAGCAAUUCCUCAUCAGACGAGAUGUCUGAAGAUGGAUCUGGAUCAUCUGAAGAAAGCGAAAACGACGAUGAUGAAUCCGGGUCGGAGUCUGAGUCCGAAUCUGCCUCAGACACUGCUCAGGAUCAACCUCGAAAAUCUGCCUUCAAGGCGUGGGCCGUGCAGCAAAUCAACGAAGCAGUUGGAUUCAAGCCCACAACCGGACCGAUUGUGACUGAUUUCCCAACCAUUGCACCUGAGAGAUCUGCGAGAACUACUGUUGAAGAAGAUGAACCUCUACCUCUGGAGCUACAGGUCACUAAAGGAGAUCCUGAACGGAAAGCUUUCAGCAUCCAAGUUAACCGUUCAGACGAAAUACAGGCUGCACGUAUAGGGCUGCCAGUCGUUGGUGAAGAGCAGAAAAUCAUGGAGGCUAUUCAUAACAACUCUACAGUUGUCAUCUGGGGUGCAACUGGUAGCGGUAAAACCACCCAGCUUCCACAAUUCCUCUUCGAAGCGGGUUAUGGAAACCCUGAAAGUUCAAAUCCAGGAAUGAUCGGUGUCACUCAACCUCGCAGGGUUGCAGCAGUCAGUAUGGCCAAGCGUGUCGGCGACGAAUUGGGUCAGUUCUCCGACCAGGUGUCUUAUCAAAUUCGAUUUGAAAGCACGGCAACCAAGAAGACCGCCAUAAAGUUCAUGACCGACGGUAUCCUUCUGCGAGAAAUUGCGGAAGACUUCUCUCUGAAGAAAUAUUCGAUCAUCGUCAUUGAUGAAGCUCACGAACGAAGUGUGAACACGGAUAUUCUCAUUGGCAUGGUCAGCCGUAUUGUAGACCUUCGCAAAUCCAUGGCCGAAGAAGACCCUGCCGUCAAACCCCUGAAACUGGUCAUCAUGUCUGCUACAUUGCGAAUCUCGGACUUUACUCAAAAUGUCAGUUUGUUUCGGCAAGGCUCACCACCUCUUGUUCAAGCUGAGGGCCGCCAAUACCCUGUUACCAUUCAUUUCUCCAGGCGCACACACCGUGAUUAUCUUGAAGAAGCUUUUCGAAAGGUAUCCAGAGGCCACCGUAAGCUGCCUCCGGGAGGCAUGCUUGUCUUCCUUACCGGGCAAAAUGAGAUCAGACUUCUGGCCAAACGUUUGAAGCAGGCUUUUCGACCUACACAACGGGGGGAUGUGGCCCAGGUUAAAGUUCAAAUAUCAGCUAACGAUGCUCCACUUGAGACAGAAGAUCUUGAAUUAGGGGGUACAGAGAUGACCGAUGUAGGAAAUCAUGAUGAUGAUGGUGAUGAAAGUGACCUCGAAAUCACCGGUCUCGAUGACCCGGAAGAUGACGACGGCUUUGACCUGGGCGAGGAAGCAAUGGAUUCCUCUACACGAGUUCAUGUGUUGCCUCUGUACUCUCAGCUUCCGACAAAGGAACAACUCAAGGUUUUUGAGCCUCCGCCGGAUGGUUCUCGGCUCAUCGUUCUGGCCACCAACGUUGCUGAAACCAGUUUAACAAUUCCUGGGAUCAGAUACGUCUUUGACUGUGGGCGAGCCAAGGAGAAGCAGUAUGAUCUCUUCACUGGAGUCCAGAGCUUCCAAAUCGGCUGGAUCAGUAAAGCCAGUGCGAAUCAAAGAGCUGGUCGAGCCGGUCGUACUGGGCCAGGCCACUGCUAUCGGCUCUAUUCCUCCGCGCUCUACGAAGGCGAGUUUGCCGAGUACACUGACCCGGAAAUUCUACGAACGCCCAUCGAAGGUGUUGUCCUUCAAAUGAAGAGCAUGGGCCUUCACAACGUUAUCAACUUCCCUUUCCCAACACCCCCCAGCCGCACUGGGCUUACGAAGGCAGAGAAACUUCUCAAGAACUUGGGCGCGCUGUCUCCCGAGGGGAAAGUUACGCAAGUUGGCCACCGUUUGUCGACGUAUCCCUUGUCUCCUCGAUUUGGCAAAAUGUUACACAUUGGUCAUCAACAUGGCUGCCUGCCCUAUGUGAUUGCACUAGUUGCAGUAUUGGCGGUUGGAGACUUGUUCGUUCCCGAGUCCCAGAUUGACAUGAGGCCUUCGAAACCCGGUGAUGGAGAAGAGGACCGGCAGAUCUACACAAACUCGAACCGGCUAGAGGAUACAUAUCGCGAAAACCUCUUGAAGGACUACGCACGAGCCCAUCGACUUUUCAGCAAGAACGAUGACACCUCCGAUGCUUUGAAAUUCCUCUCAUCAAUCUGUGCCUAUGCAUAUGCCGAUGAUGGCGACGCCUUCUGCGAGAAGAUGUUCUUGCGAGCCAAAGCGUUUAAAGAAGCCAGCCAGCUGCGUCGCCAGUUAACGGACAUCGUCCGGACCAACAACCCUGGUCUCGUUGACGAGUACAAGGCGCGGCUCCCGCAACCAACCGAAAAGCAGUUCAAGGCCCUCAAACAGAUUGUCACUGCAGGGUUCAUUGACAACGUUGCCAUUCGUGCGGAUCUAGCCCCCGUUCCCCCCGAGCAAUCGCGCAGCCCGAAGAGGGCAAUCGACGUGCCCUACCUGACCUUGUUCAAAUCGCGGGAGGGACUUACCCAGGAGCUCAAUGAGAUGGCCGUCUACGUCCAUCCUUCCUCUGUGAUUGCGCGACUGUCUCCCAAAGAAAUGCCUCAGUACAUCAUAUACUCGCAUUUGCAGCAGGCGGCUCCUUCAGCCAUCUCGACAGAACAAGGCACCACCACCAAGAUUCGCAUGUUUCCGCUAGUUGCUCCCAGUGGGCUCCAACUAGCAGCGAUUGCGAACAACACUCCCUUGCUUGAAUAUGGAAAGCCAAUCGGCAAGGUCGAAACGAUGGAAGGUAUCCCGCAGCGCCGACAGUGCUGGGUGGUGCCGUCACUCGUGGGCGAGACCGGCAGUACAGGUUGGCCCUUGCCAGCUAAAAAGGUGAUUCAAAGAAAGGAUCCAAAAGAAGGCUGGGUUGUGGAAAAAGUGGUUUCUUGAAAAUUAGGCAUGAUGAGCAUGAUAUAGACCAUAGAACACUUUAAAGUCAAGGGGGAGAAAAAAUAUUUGGAUAUCCGUAAAGCCGUACGUACAGUUUCAAUGCAAAUGCAACCGUCAACUCCUGAAACCAACCAGAAAUCCGGGCCCUAAAACGACAACGAUAUAAAAACAAAGGAGAGAACAAAGAAAAGAAAGAACUAAUCUCUCCUUCUCUCGUAUGGAGC